Perca fluviatilis (European perch) is the source of this 5084-nucleotide messenger RNA. RefSeq names its product transmembrane O-mannosyltransferase targeting cadherins 1 (gene tmtc1). Lineage: Eukaryota; Metazoa; Chordata; Actinopteri; Perciformes; Percidae. The coding region runs from base 160 to 2766 and encodes 868 amino acids. The transcript has 19 exons. The record is from RefSeq and is a predicted model, not a curated record. Gene Ontology annotation, biological process: RNA processing; protein O-linked glycosylation via mannose. Gene Ontology annotation, molecular function: mannosyltransferase activity; protein binding.
GACGUUCACCGACUGCACCUGAAGGCGGCACAACACAACCACUGUCUCCGCACUCCACAGCACACACAGCCGCUACCUGCAAGGCGGAAUGGAAGUAUCCUCCGGCGCUCCCCGCUUCAUCCUCAGCGCAGCGAAGCCGCGGGAGAAGCCAGGCCCGACAUGACAGCGCCGGGACGGGAGAAGAAAGCCCGCCAGCAGCGGCGGUUGACCGUCCGGCCCGAGGCGGUGUGGGCUGCGGGUCGCUACGCAGUGCUGGCCGCUCUGUGCGUCCUGUGCUACGGCAACUCUCUCCACGGGGAGUUGGUACACGACGAUGUGUGGGCUAUCAUUAACAACCCGGACGUCCGACCGGGCUCCAGCCUCAGAAACAUCUUCAGCAACGACUUCUGGGGCAAGAGGAUGGCGGACAACACGAGCCACAAGUCCUACAGACCGCUAUGCAUCCUCACCUUCAAGUUGAACAUCCUGCUGGGCGGCAUGACACCUCUCUAUUUCCACAUCGUCAACGUGUGUUUGCACUGCGCGGUAACCUGCCUGCUCAUGCACACGUGUGAGCGCUGCGUGUUUGAAGACUGGCGCCUGGCCUUUGUCACAGCACUGCUGUUUGCUGUGCACCCCGUCCACACCGAGGCCGUGUCUGGUAUCGUGGGCAGGGCUGAUGUCUUGGCCUGUCUGCUGUUCUUGCUGACGUUCCUCUCCUACAUCAGGAGUGUGGGUGUGUGUGUCUCUGAGGACUCUCUGCCCUCCACGGUGUCGGCAGGGUGUCUGCUCGUCAGUUUGUUGCUGGGCACCUGCGCCAUGCUGGUCAAGGAGACGGGCAUCACCGUGUUUGGAGUGUGCAUGCUCUACGACGCCCUGGUGCUGUGCCACAAGCCUCUCAUCCAUCACCUGUCUGGCUCCAGAUUCAGGGACCUCCAACACAUCUGCAGCCCCUUCAUCAAGCGAGCCUGCCUCGUCUCUGGCUAUGUGGUGAUCAUCAUGUCGGUCAGGCUGUGGCUGAUGGGAGGGUCCAUGCCUCUCUUCUCUGAACAGGACAACCCUGCCUCCUUCUCACCACACCUGCUUACCAGGAUUUUGACCUACUCCUACCUGCUGUCUUUCAAUGCCUGGCUGCUGCUGGCCCCCAUCGUGCUGUGUUACGACUGGCAGGUGGGCAGCAUUCCCCUGGUGGAGUCGCUGGGUGACCUGCGCCACCUGGCCACCGCGCUGCUGGCCGUGGUGAUGCUGCUUCUCUGUCUGCGCUGCGUCUUCUCACUGCAGAGCCCGAGGAGCAGGGAGGUGUUGGUGGGAUUGUUGUUUCUGGUGUUUCCCUUCAUUCCAGCCAGUAACCUCUUCUUCAGGGUGGGGUUUGUCGUGGCCGAGAGGGUUCUCUACAUGCCAAGUAUGGGUUACUGUAUCCUGGUGGCUCAUGGCAUGGGUCGGCUGUAUUCGGUGGUGGGCCGUUGGGGCACAACAGUCCUCAGUGUGUCCAUGCUGCUGCUGCUCCUGCUCUUCUCCUGGAAGACCGUCCAGCAGAACCACGUCUGGCUCUCCAGGGAGGCCCUCUUCCGCUCUGGUAUCCAGACUCUUCCACACAAUGCCAAAGUCCACUACAACUACGCCAACUUCCUGAAAGACAGCGGCCGGCACCAGGAGGCCAUUCACCACUACACCACUGCCCUCAGGUUAUACCCCCGCCAUGCCAGCGCCAUGAACAAUCUUGGCACUCUGACCCGCAACCCAGAGGAGGCUGAGCGCUACUACAGGAAGGCACUGGACACCAACCCUCAGCAUAACCGAGCUCUGUUUAAUCUGGGAAACCUCCUUAAGUCUCAGGGGAAGGACAAAGAGGCUGAGACUCUGCUGAAGGACUCCAUACACUUCGGCCCACAUUUUGCUGAUGCCUACUCCAGUCUGGCAUCCUUCUAUGCUGAGCAGAAACGCUUUGCUGAAGCCAAUGAAGUGUAUCUGAAAGGUAUAGAGAACUGUCCGGACAGCUCCGACCUGCAUAAUAACUAUGGAGUGUUUCUGGUGGAUACGGGAGAGGGGGAGCUGGCAGCCGCUCACUACCAGCAGGCUGUUAGACUCAAACCAGCCCACUAUGUUGCCAUGGUGAACCUGGGCCGCCUGCUCCGAUCAUCCAAUGAGAAUACAAAAGCUGAGUCUUGGUACAAAAGGGCGCUGCAGGUGACGAGGAAGGUGGACAUCCUGACUCCGCUCGGAGCUCUGUACUACAACACGGGCCGGUACGAGGAGGCCCUGCAGGUGUACAAAGAGGCUGCUGCCCUGCAGCCAGACAGCACCGACAUCUGGCUGGCUCUGGCUCAGGUGUUAGCCAUGGCCGGUCGUACCAAAGAGGCAGAGACGAUGACCCUGGACAUCAUAUCCAGAGAAGGCAGCUGUAUCGAAUGUUACCGCCUCCUGUCUGCCAUCUACAGCAAGCAUGGCAACUACACAGAGGCACUCGAUGCUCUGGACAGGGCCCUGCAGCAGAGUCCCAGUGAUCUGACAGUGAGAGCAGAGCUGUACUUCUCCAAAGGAAACCAGCUCAGAGAGAUGAACCAGCUGGACCGAGCCUUCGAGAGCUACAAGCUGGCUGUCGAACUCAAACCUGACCAGUCCCAGGCCUGGAUGAACAUGGGAGGGAUUCAGCACAUUAAGGGAGACUAUGCAGCAGCCAGGAUGUACUACCAGCGAGCCCUGCUUCUGAGCCCCAGCUCCAAACUUCUGAAGGAGAAUCUGGCCAAGCUGGACCGGCUGGAGAGGAGACUGACAGGGGGAGCAUAGACCACCACGGUUCCCCAGACACUGUACCAUCCUGGGCACAGAUCAGGGGAGCAGGGCACAGCCCUAUCUCUCUGUAGUCCAAACACCAGCCACCAGGCUGCUGGAUAAAACCGACUUGACCUGGUUACCAGGAUGACCGGCCUGAUUGAGAGCAGAGGAGGAGGGUGAACACAGGUGGACCAAGUGUGCUGGAGUCAAAGAGACCAGUCAAGCCACAGUCCAGAAGCCUUUCCUGAGGUAAGGAGAGGAGAAUGGCUGGUUGAAGACCACUGGGAGCUCCAUGUGUUACCCUGUCUGCAUUGGCUUUACAUUCACAUGUGCUUCAGACAUUUGUGUUUGAUUGAUUUCUUUUUUUGGUUCAUGUGAAGACAUUAUCUAUAUGGCACUUAAUCAUAGAUUGUAAUUCAGUCCUCUGUGAGAACUUUUCAUGUAUUUCCAUUUGUGCAGUGAAAGUGUGUGGAAACUUAUUAUUAUGAAGGGAAUGAGCAUGGAAACAGUGUGUGUGACAAAAUUAUCUCAGCUCAACGGUACACUUUGUAGCUUUCCGAACUUUCAACCGCAUCUCAAAGACUUCUGCAGUGAGUGGAGUUUGCUCAGAUGUAGUCAGGUGACACCCGGUCACACACACAGAAACCGUGUCAUCGACCAAGAGUCAGUAGACGGCUCCAUUCAUUCGAAGAGAUAUGGUUGAAAGCUCUGAAAAGCUAGUAAGUGGACCAUUGAAUUGAAAUGAUUGUUACAAAACAAGGGAAUAGCUUGACACAAGAUUAACUCCACUCUCUUUUGAAGUAUAUCAGCGUAUAGAGUCUUACAAAUGCAAACAUCUGUAAAGAUUAUAUGAGAAAUGUAAUGAGAUUCAUAACAUGUGCUUUCUCUUCAGAUAUAAAACUAUAUUAUGUUCAUCUGACCACCAUUUCUAGAACUGGCUACAGUGUGAAGGCCUUUUCACACGGGGAGCAAUUGUCACGCCUCGUAAUUCAUUUGAAAUGAGAUGCGUGCGGGCAGGAAUCCCUUGAAAAUGUUGCGUUCGUGCUCGUCCGCUGCAAGUUGAACUUUGUUGAACUUUUCCCCUAGUGAGUUCACUAAAAUAUAAAACUAAACUAAAAAUUAUCAGGACAUAGACAGCGGGCGUUUUGCUUGUCAGAGCUUCGGCACAAGAUUGGAUUUAUCAGGUAACAUUCAUUAUUAUGACUAUAUGCUAAUUUAGCUAACUUUAGCUACCUACAAUAACAAUCCGUGGUUAGAAAAGACUAGGAUUGCCACUAUUUGUUAUAAUACAACCUGUGAUUAGGGAUAUAUGAUAACACAGUCAGCUAAUCUCAUUCAGUUGUACUACAGGGAUACACUAGUGCACAGAAUCCCCAUGGUCACACAUUGAUCACCGCGGGCGUUUACUCGCAGAGCGUUGUUCGCCUGUAUGUUCACCUGAAGAUGUGUGUCCAUUGUCGGCGUCAUUUCCCCACUUCCCAUUCAUGUCUAUGGGAGAAGCCGUGCAAUACAUUCUGGUAGCGUCGCGGAGACUUUGGAUAAGCAGGGCGUCGAGUCGCCCGCUCCUCAUUUUCAAAGUUGAAUCCAGCCAACUUUAUGCAAAUGUUGAGCGGCCGGCUCGGCUCUACUCCUCUCAAAAGCUGACCAAAAUCUUUUAAACUGACCGUUCAAAAUCGAUCUGAAAUGAGGACAGAUUCAGCAACUGCACGGCUUGUUUCUCGCUUGAAAUGUUUUCAGAAACACGUUUCGAUGAACUAUUUUCAUAAAAUACGAGAUUGUAUUCCAAAUGAGUCAACAUUAUGGUCGGUUUGGAAAUUCGGGAGCAGCCAGCCCCACGUGACGUCCGAUCAGCUGCGGCCAUCGCGAUUGUAGGAGGGUGUGGACUGUUUUCUUUGCUCGUCAUUGGUCAGUGAAGAGAAACUGGUGGCGAGCUCACUAGCGUGCGUUGCCGGGAAGCGGGGCGAUCCCAUCCUUGAAAACAACGCGUAUAUAGACAUGUACUAUGAGGAGCGCAGUGAGACCCCGAGGAUCCACGUGACUACGCAGGCAAAGAGCCGCUCCCCCUGUGAAAAGCCCUUAAGACCUGAUGUUGCGAGCCUUCUGCAAGUAUAAUAAGCUAGUGUGUCUACUCCUGUGUGAGGAGUUGAGCUUGUGGCUUCAUGAAUACCAUAACCUCUGAAGAUGGCUGUUUGGUUGCUUGUUGUGGUUUUGUUGACAGUGAUGUUUAUUGUGAAUGAAUUUUGUUGUGGAAUGACAAUGGAAUGAAAAUGACGUGACUAGUGCAAUGGCUUACUUGCACCAAGAAGAAUAAAAGUAUAUGUUUUAUUAAA